UUCAGCCCUCGAGGUUACCGGAAGUUGUUUCAGCUGCCAUGUUUGGUUGCUUUGUUGUAGGCUUCUACUUGGUUUCCUACAGAAUUAGUAAGUGUGGAAAUGGAGCCGAGCUGGAGUACGUUUCUUUUUCAACAGGCCAACGAAGCCCUUCACCACCAGCACCAGGUGGCCCAGAACAGUCUGCUGCCACUUCUAAAUGCAGGAGCUGAACAAGUUGACCAGAAGCCUGUCCUGCCGAUCCAAAUCGACCAGAAGCCCCCCACGAGCGCUGCUGAUCUCCUAAAAGACAAUGUGGCCAGCGGAGGAGGUGUGCGGCCACCAGUGCCUGUCAUAAAGAAGGAGCACAAAGGCAAAACUCCUUUCAUCUGCGGCUACUGCAACAAGGCCUUCCGUGACAGCUACCACCUGCGACGUCAUGAGUCCAGCCACACCGGUAUCAAGAUGGUGUCGCGGCCAAAGAAGACAGCCCAGACAGCCCCCACCAUGGUACCUAUGAUUUCCUCCAUGCCACGAGAGAACAACGGCAACCCUUCCUACAUCUCUACUGUAGCAGGCAUCCUCUCCACAGCAACCACUUCUGUUUCCUCAAGUAUCAUGACAUCAUCUGCAAUGGGCAGUGUGCCACAGCAGAACAUCCCCAAGAAACCCGCGAAACCUGUCAAGAAAAACCACGGUUGUGAGAUGUGUGGCAAGGCCUUUCGUGAUGUCUACCACCUGAAUCGCCACAAGCUGUCCCAUUCAGAUGAGAAACCUUUCGAAUGUCCCAUCUGCCAGCAACGCUUUAAAAGGAAGGACCGAAUGACCUACCAUGUUCGCUCUCAUGACGGUGGAGUCCACAAGCCCUAUGUAUGUUCUGUGUGCGGGAAAGGCUUUUCCAGGCCAGACCACUUGAGCUGCCAUGUGAAGCAUGUGCAUUCUUCAGAAAGACCAUUUAAAUGCCAAGUAACGGCCUGUACCUCUGCUUUCGCCACCAAAGACAGACUGCGUUCCCACAUGAUCCGACAUGAAGGCAAGGUCACCUGUAGCAUCUGUGGGAAGAUGCUCAGCGCAGCCUACAUCACCAGCCAUCUGAAAACUCACGGACAGACCAACUUCAACUCCUGUAACAAAGAGAGUAACGAAGUCUGCAACUCUGCCUCAGCUACACCAGUGACCGUUUCUGCCCCAAUCACCACGGCAAUGAACCGGGGCAACAACAACAACAACCCUGUCACCAUAGCCGCACAAAUGAACAUUAGCACCAGCACGGUCAACAUCACAUCUCCAGUCAGCCUCCAGCACCCAGUCACCAUCACCGGGCCUGUCAACAUUGCCUCUGUCAACAUCCCUGCCUCGGCACCCAUGAAUAUAGCCCACCCAGUCGCAAUAACGACCCCCAUGCCUAUGAAUAUGGCUGGUCCACUCAACAUCGCCAUGAGGCCAGUGGAUAGCAUGUCUUUUCUGUCCCAAGUCUUGCCUUCUUCUCCACCCUGGUAAAAAAAAAAAAAAAGAAAAGAAAAACAUGGAGAGAGAGCAUUGAACUGGCCAGAAAGAAAGGGAAAAUGAAGUAAACCAAGAGACUCCUGUCCUCAUUAUUUGCACCUCGAGCCCAGCUCUUUCUCCCUCAGUACCAUGUUUACUUCAUCAGACCCUGAAGUGAAUAUUGUGAAGCGAACACAAGCUGGUAGGAGCUCCCCAAGUCACAGCUGCGUCUCAACUAGUGAUAAGUGGCUGACAUGAGAUGCAGAACACUUGAGUAGAAAUCUAGUAGGAUUUAUCUUGAAAUCAGGACAACCGUAAAACUUAGUGUAGUCAGUUAGAAUGAUGAAACUGUGAUUUGUGACAUGACAAAUGAGAGGAGAGGAUUCCUCAAGCACCUUUGAGGACCCCGUAGGAAAACACCCCUGUGCUUUUGUAAAAGGGAGAUGAGAAAUGGACUGAAGCAAUAACUAUAAAUUGCUGUUUUUGAUGUUUUACAAGUUCUCUCCCAAAGCCUCUGGGUGUUACUUUGUAUGUUGUUUUUUUUUUAACUAUAGCCUGCUAAUCACUGUCUAUUUAAUGUUAUAGGAAAUGAGUCUAGUAAAAGGGACAGCAGCUUCCACUUGCAUGGAAGACUAUUUUUUCACAGUACUAUAGCUUUUUUUCUCUCAGAUAGUAGGUAUGCUGUUGAGGUACAGUUACUAACUUGUACAGUUGACAUAGUAAUGUAUUUUCAUGUCAGCAUUUUAUUUUUUUCUUUUGUCAGUCAAGCGGACAUCUUAUUGUCCUCUUGGCAAUGAAAAUAUUUGUACUUUGUUUUCUAUUUGAAUGGAAACACAAAGGUUUGUUUUUAUUUGCCUAUUUGUCCUGUUUAUUUUUCCAUGAAGUCAGAAUGGAGUGAGUCUUGCACUGAAAGCAUAUCCUACAUACAGGUGAACAGCAGUAUUAUCAAAGAUCAAAUUGGAGUCUUGAGUGUUUGGUUAGCCAAUCAGCACUUGAGGGCCAUCUAGUGACUGACCAUGGAAAGGCCUGGCCUUGUAGUGAAGCUUUUUCAGGCUGUUACUGUCAUCAUAAUGGUGACUAAUUAGUUUUGUCUGACUCUUAUGUACACUGUUUUUUUUUUUUAAAUCAUUUUUUUCUGUUAUCCCCAAGAUGUUACCAAGGACCCGUCACUCAGGAAACACUUAAAAGCCCACUAUUCAUGAAUUUGGUUCCUUUUUCAAUUGACCGUAUCGACCGUGUAUAUUGAUUUGUUGAUUUAUUUUUUAAAAUGUGCUUUAUUAGAUUUCCUAAAUCAUUUGGCAUUAAUUUGUUAAAAGAUUUGACCAGACUUCCAUCAGGGACAAGAAGUCCAACAGAUUGAUUUUGAACAUAGCCGUCCAUUGAAAUAAUCAUUUACUGUGCAAUGGCAUACAUGCUGUACUUUUUUCAUAUUUUCUUUGAAGUCAAGUUCUGCUCAGGCUGCAUGAUUAUGUGGCUGAGGUCUGGAUGAGUUUUAUAAAAUGCAAGUUUGUGUCCAUUAAAAUAACAGGACGAGAUUGAUGUUGCAUGACCCCCAACACUGUAGCUACUGAACAUUAACUAUUUUUAAAUGAAUGCCAGUGAUCUCGACAGUGUUGCAGCUCUUUGAGUUGAUGGAGUUUAUACUUAAAAAAAAAAAUGCAAUAUGCAUGUUUGUCAUUUUUCCCAAGUUUUGUUUUAAACAAAAUAUUAGUGUAGCUUUAUUUUUUUGUUCUUAUGCAUUUACGUAGAUACACUAUGAUAGUCUGUUUGCCAAAUUUGAUACAAUGAUAAUGUGUUAAACUGAACAUUUCUUGUGGAAUUGAACAUCUCUUUAUUUUUAAGGAAAACAAAUAAUUGGAAAUUCCAGGACCCUUGUGAAAGCAGUUGAAUGUAUAUCUUUGUACAAAACUAUUUUAGUUCCAAGGAUAUGGUAGUUACGAUAGAUGUGAAAGAUAAGAUAACCUUUUUAUAAAACUUUUGUAUUAGAACAUUAACAAUGGUAAUUUUGUAUAUAUGAGAGGCUAGGCUUUCUGAUUAGCAGAAAGGUCAAACAUUCCUACAUUUUUUUUAAAUGUAUGUUUGUCAAAUUAUUACAUAAACAUGCGCAACGUUAUGUGCCUUUUAUUUGGGUUGUCUAAAUAAAAGAAAACUAUGAAA
This is a messenger RNA of Scatophagus argus, 3618 nucleotides long. RefSeq names its product vascular endothelial zinc finger 1-like. The record is from RefSeq and is a predicted model, not a curated record. Gene Ontology annotation, cellular component: nucleus. The transcript has 5 exons. NCBI's taxonomy places the organism in Eukaryota, Metazoa, Chordata, Actinopteri, Scatophagidae. The coding region runs from base 100 to 1476 and encodes 458 amino acids.